This is a messenger RNA of Coffea arabica (coffee), 2648 nucleotides long. Its product is annotated as probable metal-nicotianamine transporter YSL7. Gene Ontology annotation, molecular function: oligopeptide transmembrane transporter activity. Lineage: Eukaryota; Viridiplantae; Streptophyta; Magnoliopsida; Gentianales; Rubiaceae. Gene Ontology annotation, cellular component: membrane. The record is from RefSeq and is a predicted model, not a curated record.
CAUUUCUAUUCUCCCUCCCAAAGCUCAUUUACAGUUUGUGUUUAUCACUUCAAGGCCAACUUUCACACACUGAUAAAGACAACCCAUCGAACAAAUACUAUUAAAAAAAGAAAUAAUACUCUAUUACUUUAUCCCACCCCUUUUGGUCAAAAUCCCCCAAAUACCUUAUCCAUAUAUAAUAUAUAUGUAUGCAUUGUCUCAGCUAGCAAUUGCAUCCCAUCCGCUGUUCUUUGCAUAGUCCAAAAUGGAUCGCUCCACUAGCGUUCCAAGGCGUGAUCCAAAUGGUAUUGAAAAUGGUGCGCCUUUGCAGUCUGAAGAUGAUGCCUACAACCAUGCCACUGGUAACAAGAAAUCAGAUGAUAGAGUGGAGGAGAAUGGCAUUGAAUCAACAGAGAAGAUCUUUGAGUCCAAAGAGGUGCCAUCAUGGCAAAGCCAGCUGACGAUAAGGGCCUUUGUUACAGCCUUUGUGCUGGGAAUCUUGUUCACUUUCAUUGUCAUGAAGCUGAAUCUCACAACUGGGAUUAUCCCUUCUCUCAAUGUCUCAGCUGGGCUACUGGGGUUCUUUUUCGUCAAGACCUGGACAAAGUUUCUUGAAAAAUCUGGGCUUUUGAAGCAGCCUUUUACUAGGCAAGAAAAUACUGUCAUCCAAACCUGCGUUGUUGCAACCUCUGGCAUCGCUUUUAGCGGAGGUUUUGGCAGCUACAUUUUUGGAAUGAGUGAAGUUGUUGCUAAACAGUCUGGUGAAGAUAACUUUGCACAGAACAUCAAGAUCCCAUCUCUUGGGUGGAUCAUUGGAUUUCUUUUUCUUGUUAGCUUUCUUGGGCUAUUCUCUGUGGUGCCCCUGAGAAAGAUAAUGAUCAUAGACUUCAAACUGACAUAUCCCAGCGGUACUGCAACUGCUUAUCUUAUCAACAGUUUCCACACUCCCCAAGGAGCCAAGCUAGCAAAGAAGCAAGUGAGAACUCUUGGAAAAUUCUUUUCCUUCAGCUUCUUGUGGGGUUUCUUCCAGUGGUUCUUCACCGCAGGAGACGGCUGUGGAUUUGUGCAGUUCCCAACUUUUGGCCUCAAAGCUUAUGAAAAUAGGUUUUACUUCGAUUUCUCUGCAACCUAUGUUGGUGUUGGGAUGAUAUGUCCUUAUUUAAUCAACGUCUCUGUGCUAGUUGGAGCAAUCCUUUCUUGGGGCAUCAUGUGGCCUCUCAUAGAGAAUAGGAAGGGUGACUGGUAUAGUGCAACUGAAAAUUCUAGCAGCCUCCAUGGAAUACAAGGUUAUCGGGUUUUCAUUGCCAUAGCUAUGAUACUUGGUGAUGGGCUUUACAACUUUGUGAAAGUUCUUGGACGCACUUUAAUUGCCAUGUAUCACCAAAUCUACAAGAAAGAUGCUGGUGCUGUUCUCCCAGUUGGUGUUAAUAACUCACCUGUCAACUCAGCAUUGUCUUAUGAUGAUGAACGCCGAAGGCAACUAUUCCUCAAGGAUCAAAUUCCAUUGUGGGUUGCUAUCACUGGUUACAUCACCAUUUCCAUAAUUUCCAUUAUAGUUCUCCCGCACAUCUUCCCCCAGCUCAAGUGGUAUUACAUUCUCGUCAUUUAUAUUUUUGCUCCAAUCCUAGCCUUUUGUAAUGCCUAUGGCUGCGGGCUUACCGACUGGUCACUAGCAUCCACAUAUGGAAAGCUGGCAAUCUUCAUAGUUGGGGCAUGGGCUGGUGCCGCCCAUGGUGGUGUUCUUGCUGGAUUAGCUGCAUGUGGGGUCAUGAUGAAUAUUGUUUCCACAGCUUCGGACCUCACACAGGACUUCAAGACAGGUUAUUUGACCCUUGCCUCCCCAAGAUCUAUGUUUGUCAGCCAGAUCAUUGGAACAGCUAUGGGUUGUAUUAUUUCUCCUAGUGUAUUCUGGCUCUUCUACAAGGCCUUCCAUGAUUUGGGAGAACAAGGUUCAGAAUAUCCAGCACCUUAUGCUCUAGUUUACCGUAACAUGGCGAUCUUGGGAGUUGAAGGAUUUGGCGCUUUGCCAAAGCACUGCCUCACACUUUGCUAUGUAUUCUUUGCUGGAGCAGUUGUCAUCAAUGGCAUCCGAGACUUGUUGGGGAAGAAGUGGGCACGGUUUAUUCCUCUUCCAAUGGCAAUGGCAAUACCAUUCUAUCUUGGAUCAUACUUUGCCAUUGAUAUGUGUGUUGGUAGCUUGAUACUAUUCGUUUGGGAGAAGUUGAACAAGGCCAAGGCUGAUGCAUUUGGACCUGCCGUAGCCUCUGGAUUGAUUUGUGGAGAUGGCAUAUGGACAUUGCCUAGUGCAAUACUAGCUUUGGCAGGUGUCAAUCCUCCAAUUUGCAUGAAAUUUCUGUCGAGGAAAGUCAAUUCUAAGGUCGAUACCUUCUUAGGUUCUUGAAGCUUGUAACUUGAAAAGCUGGAGUCACUUGCACGCUUUAUGAUUUCUGUGUCCUUGUAUUCUCACGUUUUCCUAGUCCGUGUUUUUCAGCAUCUCAAUUCGAAAGUGUAAAGUGAUGUAUAUAGACAUAGUAUUUGGGAUCAAAGAUGCUAGUUUAAAGUGUCGUUUUAUUCUGUACCUUGUUUGAAGACGACUGCUUGUAGCCUGACAGUUUCAAUGCAUGCAUGCUAGAUUGAUAGACUGAAAUUGCAGAUUGGACAUCUAGAAA